Messenger RNA from Dunckerocampus dactyliophorus (ringed pipefish), 2527 nucleotides. RefSeq names its product FEZ family zinc finger 1 (gene fezf1). The coding region runs from base 322 to 1596 and encodes 424 amino acids. The transcript is spliced from 4 exons. NCBI's taxonomy places the organism in Eukaryota, Metazoa, Chordata, Actinopteri, Syngnathiformes, Syngnathidae. The record is from RefSeq and is a predicted model, not a curated record. Gene Ontology annotation, cellular component: nucleus.
CACGCGGAGCCUGAAGGAGACCCGAUGCCGGCAGAGUCCAAGCCCCGCCCCCUCGCCGUCCUCCUCCUGGUGCCGGUGCAACAGGCCCACCAGGAGUCAGUCAUUGACUGACAGGAGGACCGCAACGAUCCACUUUGGUUCCGCUCGCGGGGUCUCGGCUCUCCGCACGCCGCCAUCGAGCGCGGCGGUCGCCCGGAACCGGCGUCAAUCAGCGGGGCGGAGGGAGGGCGGGGGGUGUCUCGCUGAGGAGCGACACCGACCCGGCUCGGAUCCCCUCCGGUGCUCGCCCCCCUUUUCCCUUUUUUUUUUGGCGCCAAACGAAUGGAGGCGCGGCGCGACGCGGGCCUGCUGGGCGCGCCCCCGGCCGCAGGGGGCCAGGCCGCGGCCUCGCUCGGUCCCGCCAAGUCUCUGGCGUUCUCCAUCGACCGGAUCAUGGCCCAGACGCCCGAACCCAAGUCCAUCCCGCUGCCGGGCUGGUUCCGCUCGGCACCGGUGGGCCUCCCCGACGUGUGCCCGUCCUCGCUUCACUGCAUGAUCCCGCUGGUGCCGCUCGGCUACGACCCGGCCCACCACCGUCUCGGGCUCGCCGGCUUGGACUCUGCUCACCUGGACGCGCCGGUGGACUUGUUGGGCUUUGGGCUGAACUACGCGAACCAGCAGCAGCAGCAGCAGGAGGAGCCCGCCCAGAACCACACGGACGGCCAGUACAAACUGUUCCGUCCGCGCGUUGUGACCCAGUCGUCCUUCCCGUCCAGAGGUACCGUGUGCUACCUGAACUGUGGCGGCGACGCCGGCUCGUGCUCGCCGGCCGCGGGCCUCCUCAACCUGCACCCCAUGGCCUCCUACCUGCUGGGGGCCAGACACGGCAGAACCCUGCUGGACGAGCGCGGCAAGGCGGGCCUUCAGAACCCGGCCGAGCGCUACCACCACCACCAGGUCGGCCAGAACCACAUCCAGAACUUGAUCAAGGAGCGGGACUUCACGGACAAGAUGCUCAAGAACUCCUCGGCGGCCUCGGCGGUUCGUCUCGGAGGUUCUGGAUGCGCUGGACACAAACCCAAAGUCUUCACCUGCGAGGUUUGCGGAAAGGUGUUCAACGCGCACUACAACCUCACGCGCCACAUGCCCGUGCACACGGGCGCGCGACCGUUCGUGUGCAAAGUUUGCGGCAAAGGUUUCCGCCAGGCGAGCACCUUGUGCCGACACAAGAUCAUCCACACUCAGGAAAAACCUCACAAGUGCAACCAGUGCGGCAAAGCCUUCAACCGCAGCUCGACGCUCAACACGCACACGCGCAUACACGCGGGCUACAAGCCGUUCGUCUGCGAGUUCUGUGGCAAAGGAUUCCACCAGAAAGGGAACUACAAGAACCACAAGCUGACGCACAGCGGCGAGAAGCAGUUCAAGUGCUCCAUCUGCAGCAAGGCCUUCCACCAGGUGUACAACCUCACCUUCCACAUGCACACGCACAACGACAAGAAGCCCUUCACCUGCCCCACCUGCGGCAAGGGCUUCUGCAGGAACUUUGACCUCAAGAAGCACGUCAGGAAGCUGCACGACCCCGCCGGGGGGCAGUCGUCGCCGCCGCAGGCCUGAGACGCGCUAGGAAAACCUUUUCCACCAAGUAGUAUUUAUUCAUGUUGUUUGUCCUCCGAAAAGACUCAAGUGACUUUUUGAUGAAGGAACUUCUUGGAGGACCAGAAGUUGAUGACACACCGCUGCCCCAUGUGGAAAGAAGUAGUAUUACAUGCAAUCAAGGACUGUCACAAUAAUAAUAUAAAUACAAUUAUUUAAGAAUAUACUUGAUUGGUGACACACUGCUGCCCCCAGUGGAGAGAAGUAGUAUUACAUGCAAUCAUGGACUUAAAAAUAUAAACGCAAUCAUUCGAUGAUAUGACACACUGCUGCCCCCUGUGGAAAGUAGUAGUAUUACAUACAAAAUGGACUAUCCUAUAAUAAUAAUUACUAUUAUUAUUAUUACCUUCUCAUUGAUGACGCACUACUUCCUUUUUGUUCUUGAUAAUCAGCACUGUCUCUUUAAAUGGACACCGCCUACUUCCUGGCCAUAGCAGCUUGUUAGCCGUAAAGUCCACCCCUAACCCUUGACCUUGGACAAAAGAAGGUCUCUUCCUCACCCUGCUGACCCCCUCAGGACUGAUCUCUCCAUGACCUCUGACCCCUUAACGAUGGGUAAUGAUCGAUCAGAUUGAGUUGUUGUUUGCUAUUUUUGUUGAAUGAAAUAAAUGUCAUUGCUGACCUUCUGUCAUUGUUUUCAGGAUUUGUUGUUGUUGGGGUUUUUUUUAACUCCUAAAACUGGCAGCCAGCGGUACGCAAGAGUUAGACUCCGGCAUCGUGUUUACUGCAUACAUUUAGACACACGUCCAAUCUAACGACAACCAAUGCAAGUAGUCUUUUCCUCUUCAGACUGAAUCAACAGCGCCUCUGCUGGUUGCAACCAAGUACUGCACUCUAUUUGGACCCACAUUACUACAAGACUCAAUUCUAAAAGGUUAGAUGUAUUUCAAGG